CUGGUGAGUGAUUCAACAUACAAGACCUCCGUUCUCAUCGUUAACCGCCGUGUUAUCCCGAAAUCGAGAGGAGCAAAGCAUUAUCUUGGUCCUUUGCCUACGAGGCUACGAAUCAAGAUGGCUCCUCACAAGGAUACGUUCUUCCGCUCGGCGGAGAUGUCCUUGACCCAGCUCUACAUCGCCAACGAGAUAGGGCGUGAAGUCGUCAGCGCCCUUGGAGAGCUCGGUGUCAUGGACUUCCGAGAUCUGAACUCGGAAACAACUGCCUUUCAGCGAACGUUUACCCAAGAGAUCCGCCGACUUGACAACGUAGAACGCCAGCUGCGAUAUUUCCAUGCCCAGAUGGACAAAGCGGCUAUUCCGAUGAGAUCCAUCUAUGAAUUCAACAAUACCUUCGCUGCUCCCACCGCCUCCGAAAUCGACGAGCUGAGCGAAAGGGCCGGAAGCUUGGAAAACCGUAUUGCAUCCUUAAACGAGAGUUACGAGACUCUGAAGAAGCGUGAAGUAGACUUGACGGAGUGGCGUUGGGUGCUUCGUGAAGCUGGGGGCUUCUUUGACCGAGCUCGAGGACAGACCGACGAAAUCCGCCAUUCUGUCGAUGACGACGAUGCUCCUCUUCUUCGCGACGUCGAACAGCCUACGUUGUCCGGUGAUGCCCAAGGGGAGGCAUCAUUUUCGGUAAUGAAUAUUGGGUUCGUGGCUGGCGUGAUUCCUCGAGAGCGUAUGCCAUCCUUCGAACGUAUCCUCUGGCGAACGCUUCGUGGGAAUCUCUACAUGAACCAAUCCGAGAUUCCAGAGCCUAUCAUCAACCCCGAGACCAACGAAGAAAUCAGCAAGAAUGUGUUCGUCAUCUUCGCUCAUGGAAAGGAAAUCAUUGCCAAGAUUCGCAAGAUCUCCGAGUCUCUCGGUGCCGACUUGUACAACGUUGAUGAAAACAGCGAGCUACGUCGUGACCAAAUACAUGAGGUCAACUCUCGCCUUAGUGACCUGGAAUCUGUCUUGCGGAAUACAAAGACGACUCUUGACGCUGAGCUCACUGCAAUCGGUCGAAGCCUUGCUGCCUGGAUGGUGAUCGUUAAGAAAGAGAAGGCGGUUUACGAGACCAUGAACAAGCUGUCGUACGAUCAUGCUAGGAAGACGCUCAUCGCUGAAGCCUGGUGUCCUACAAGCGGUCUGGGAUUGAUCAAGUCGACUCUGCAGGAUGUGAACGAUCGCGCUGGGCUUUCGGUUCCUACCAUCGUCAACCAGGUCCGCACAACCAAGACACCGCCCACAUACGUCAAGACGAACAGGUUCACUCUGGCGUUCCAAACCAUCAUCGAUGCUUAUGGCACCGCCAAGUACACCGAAGUCAAUCCUGGUCUUCCUACAAUCGUCACCUUCCCAUUCCUGUUCGCCGUUAUGUUCGGCGACUUUGGACAUGGCCUCAUCAUGACCCUCGCUGCCUGUGCGAUGAUAUUUUUUGAAAGGAAGCUUCUCCGAAGCAAAUUGGACGAGCUGUUCUCGAUGGCAUUCUAUGGCCGAUACAUCAUGCUCAUGAUGGGAAUUUUCUCGAUCUACACCGGUCUCAUUUAUUGUGACGCAUUCUCCAAAGAACUGGCCAUCUUCCCUUCCAUGUGGAAGUGGCCAACAGAUUUUGAAGUGGGCGACAGUGUUCAGGCAACGCGUGUAGAGGGCUAUACCUAUCCAUUUGGCCUGGAUUGGGGCUGGCAUGACACGGAGAACGAUCUCUUGUUCUCCAACAGCUACAAGAUGAAGCUCAGUAUUCUCCUCGGAUGGGCCCACAUGACAUGUUCUUUGGUCCUCUCCUUCGUAAACGCACGGCACUUUAAGAAGCCAAUCGAUAUCUGGGCCAACUUCGUCCCUGGCAUGAUCUUCUUCCAGUCGAUCUUCGGUUACUUGGUCUUCGCCAUAGUCUACAAAUGGACCAUUGAUUGGUACGCGAUUGGCCAAGCCCCGCCCGGACUCCUGAACAUGUUGAUCUACAUGUUCUUAUCUCCCGGCACGAUCGAAGCGCCUCUUUAUCGCGGCCAAGGGACUGUUCAAGUCAUUCUCAUCCUCCUUGCUGUCAUAUGCGUUCCUAUUAUGCUCUUCCUGAAGCCAUUCUAUGAGCGAUGGGAGCACAACCGCGCACGUGCUUUGGGAUAUCGCGGCAUCGGAGAGAGCACGCGAGUCAGCGCCUUGGACGAUGACGACGAUGAAGAAGGCCAAACGCUUAACGGUGGCCGGGACAGCUAUGGAGAUGAUGACGAGGGUGUGGCUAUGAUCACUCAGGAUAUCGAUCAAGGCGAGCAUGAGGAGUUCGAGUUCUCCGAGGCUAUGAUCCACCAAGUCAUCCACACCAUUGAAUUCUGCCUCAAUUGCGUUUCUCAUACUGCGUCUUACCUCCGUCUUUGGGCCCUUUCACUUGCUCAUCAGCAGCUUUCCAUCGUGCUCUGGGACAUGACCCUCAAUACUGCAUUUAGCAUGACCGGUGCCAAGGGAGUCUUUGCUACUGUCUGCCUGUUCUACCUCUGGUUCACACUCACAGUGUUCGUCUUGUGUAUCAUGGAAGGCACGAGCGCUAUGUUGCAUAGUUUGCGUCUCCACUGGGUUGAGGCCAUGAGCAAGCAUUUUAUUGGGGAUGGGAUUCCCUUCCAGCCGUUCAGUUUCAAGAUAUUAUUAGAGGAGGAGCCGAUAGAAUGAUUCCGCUCUUGAUUUUCCUACAGUAGUGUACAUAUAGAUCUGUAUAAUUCCGAUCCCAGAUUUUGGUCGAGACAACCACCAUGAACCAUCUAUAUCUUUUGAAUGCCGAAGAAGUAGUUUCCCACGCUCUCACUUCCUGGAACUUCCUUCCAUCCCAACCCCGGGACGUAGACG
This is a messenger RNA of Eremomyces bilateralis CBS 781.70, 2859 nucleotides long. RefSeq names its product V0/A0 complex, 116-kDa subunit of ATPase. Lineage: Eukaryota; Fungi; Ascomycota; Dothideomycetes; Eremomycetales; Eremomycetaceae. Gene Ontology annotation, cellular component: fungal-type vacuole membrane; vacuolar proton-transporting V-type ATPase, V0 domain; vacuolar proton-transporting V-type ATPase complex. Gene Ontology annotation, molecular function: proton-transporting ATPase activity, rotational mechanism; ATPase binding. Gene Ontology annotation, biological process: proton transmembrane transport; vacuolar acidification. Bases 118 to 2685 code for a protein of 855 amino acids. The transcript has 6 exons. The record is from RefSeq and is a predicted model, not a curated record.